Molecule: messenger RNA, 1943 nt
Organism: Sorghum bicolor (sorghum)
Lineage: Eukaryota; Viridiplantae; Streptophyta; Magnoliopsida; Poales; Poaceae
Product: protein indeterminate-domain 12
Exons: 4
Coding region: 415-1701 (428 amino acids)
Cellular component (GO): nucleus
Molecular function (GO): DNA-binding transcription factor activity
Source: RefSeq, a predicted model, not a curated record
CUCCGCCUGCAGAGGGCAACGCCAAAGCCAAACCCUGCACACCGUACGUACCGCCACAUCCCUAGCUCCUCUCUGACUGACGCCUUUUCCGAUCCUCUCCGCCUGCAAUAAUACAAUAAAUCCCAUUGCUCCUCCUGCUCUCCCUGGCCUCUUCUCUCUCAGAUAAUCACACUUGGACAGCACUAGAAGCCUUGAGCUAAGCUAGCUGAGACCACAGAACCACUACAUAGACAUAACACACUACUACUAGUCUCUCUACGGAGUCGUAGAGAGUAUAAAUAGAAGCUAAGAAGUAGACAGAGGAGAGAUCAGUCGUAGCUUAGCUUAGCCCGGGCGGUCAGUGUGCAAGUGCAAGAGAACACCAAGAAACAGACAAGCAGGCAGAGGCUAGUGAGUGGUACGUGAUAGAUACAGAUGAUGAUGAUGCUCUCUGAUCUCUCGUCUGAGCACGAGCACGAGGCCACUGGAUCCAGCUCCUAUGGAGGGGACAUGGCCAGCUACGCCCUCAGCCCUCUCUUCCUCGCACCGGCGGCGUCGGCCACCACCGUGCUGCCGCCGGCACCUCCUCAUCAGCAGCCGGCGGAGGAGGAGCCCAACAAGGCGGCGGGGACCAAGAGGAAGAGAAGCCAGCCCGGCAACCCAGACCCCGGCGCUGAGGUGAUCGCGCUGUCGCCGCGCACGCUGGUGGCGACGAACCGGUUCGUGUGCGAGAUCUGCAACAAGGGGUUCCAGCGGGACCAGAACCUGCAGCUGCACCGCCGCGGCCACAACCUCCCCUGGAAGCUCCGCCAUCGCAGCAGCCUCCCGUCCGGCAGCUCCGGCGCCAGGCAGCAGGGUGGUGAGGCGGCGGCGCCGCGCAAGCGCGUGUACGUCUGCCCGGAGCCAACGUGCGUGCACCACGACCCAGCGAGAGCUCUGGGGGAUUUGACUGGGAUCAAGAAGCACUUCUCCCGGAAGCACGGGGAGAAGCGGUGGCGCUGCGAGCGCUGCGGGAAGCGCUACGCCGUGCAGUCGGACUGGAAGGCGCACGUCAAGGGGUGCGGCACGCGCGAGUAUCGCUGCGACUGCGGCAUCCUCUUCUCCAGGAAGGACAGCCUGCUCACGCACAGGGCCUUUUGUGAUGCCCUAGCAGAGGAGAGCGCAAGGCUUCUUGCAGCAGCAAACAACAGCAGCACUAUCAGUAUCACCACCACAACCAGCAGCAGCAACAAUGAUCUUCUAAACACCAACAAUAUCGCACCAUUAUUCCUCCCGUUCUCCAACUCUCCUCCUGUCGUUGCAGCACAACAAAACCCUAACAACACCCUCUUCUUCCUGCACCAAGAGCUGUCUCCCUUCCUGCAGCCGAGGAUGAUGAUGCAACAACCCUCGCCCUAUCUUGACCUCCAUAUGCAUGUAGACGCCAGCAUCACCACCACCACCACCACCGGUGGUGGCGGCAUCCUCACGGACUCGCCGGUUCUCAGCUUUGGUCUCGCUACGGACGGCUCCGUGGCCACCGUCGGCCACCGGCGCCUCACAAGGGACUUCCUCGGCGUCGAUGGUGGCGGUCAUCAGGUAGAGGAGCUGCCGCAGCUUCCACUGUGCGCCACAGCAGCUGCUGCCAGCCGCACCGCCAGCUGCGCCACCGACCUGACAGCAAGGCAGUACCUCGGCGGUCGGCUGCCGCCGGUCAACGAGACAUGGAGCCACAACUUCUAGCUAGGCUACUUCAAGUUGCAUUGAGAGACAAAUGAAAAGCCACCCAAACUGCAUCCACUCUUGAAGAGCAACACCAAAACUGAUGUGGCGCGAGAGUAUCCUAUUGUGCACUACUGCUCUUUGGUUUAUUGAUCUUUUGUUUUAUUUUUAUUUAGGGUAAUAUGCGGGAUAAGCUAGCUAAUAUAAUUCGAUCUGCACAACUUUUCAUGAAUGGACCAUCAAGUUUAUCUUGUUGCUUUUUA